Molecule: messenger RNA, 1728 nt
Organism: Pyrus x bretschneideri (Chinese white pear)
Lineage: Eukaryota; Viridiplantae; Streptophyta; Magnoliopsida; Rosales; Rosaceae
Product: COP1-interactive protein 1
Exons: 5
Coding region: 385-1728 (447 amino acids)
Molecular function (GO): actin binding
Source: RefSeq, a predicted model, not a curated record
UUCGGAUAUUUGAAGGUCGACAAAUGGAGUACAGUCACUUUGAGCGCCUCUAAUCAAAACAAAAUCUCUUUUUCCCUUUCAUUUUAUUUUUUGGACUUUUCAUUUUUCAUAAGCCUCUCUCUCUCCUUUCCCCCCCCCCCCUCUCUCGUCAAUCGGAGGACUGGAAGGCUGGAAGCUUCUCUCUGCUCGAUCACCGGUCGAGAAUCGGCUCUGACCUUUCGGCUUCAGCGGGGUGGUUGCUAAGAUUUUGAGGUCAGCAAUUCCCGACGAAGCUUCGUCAAGACGACUUGAAGAGGAAGCAAAAGAGUAUUAAGACUUUGAGCUGGAGAUGGAUACAGCCUCUUCAUAACCCACAUCUACUGGGGAAGCGUAGAAAUUGAAGCGAUGCCAAAGCACCGCGUGGGGGAGUCAAUUAAGUCCUUAUUUGGAAGUCACAUCAAUUCACAGAAGCAUGAAGAGCUGAAAGGAACUAAAAUAGGUAUUGAGGAGAAGGUGAAUAAAAUAUUGAAGCUUCUAAAAAAUGAAGAGCUUGAAAAAGUUGACAUCCCAGUAGAGAACUCCAAAGCGGAACCUCUCGCUGAGCUAAUUCAGGAUUUCCACAAGGAUUACCAAUCACUGUAUGCACAAUAUGAUGAACUAACCGGAGCGCUGAAGAAAAAAGUUCGGAGCAAACAAGAAAAGGACAACAGCUCUUCAUCAAGUUCAGACUCAGAUUCCGAUCAUUCUUCAAAUGAAAAAAGCAGUAAAAAUGGAGUGAUGGAAAGUGACUUUCAGAAAAUAACUGAUGGGAUGAAGCAGGAACUUGAAUUGGCACAUCAAGAAGUUGCUGACCUGAAGAGGAGAUUGACAGCUACAAGUGAAGAGAAGGAAGCUUUAAGCUCAGAAUGUGCAGCGGCUUUGACCAAGAUAGAAGAAAAGGAGAGUGUUGUUAUUGACUUGAAGACUGCAGCUGAAAGGUUAGAUGCCGAAAAAUCACUACUUUUGGUCGAGAAUGGUGAGCUAAAACAAAAACUGGAAGCUGGUGGAAAGAUAGAAGCUGAAUUGAUUCAAAAAGUGGAAGAUGUGGAAGGAGAGAGAGAUAACUUGAUUAAGGAGAAAGAGACAGCUCUGAGAACAAUUGAAGAUGGAGAGACUAUUACAGCGGAAUUAAGAACCGUGAUUGAUAGGCUGAAAGAUGAAAAAGUAACCCUUGAGCAAGAACUAGAAUCUGUUCGAGGGGAAGUCAUCCAUAUAAAGGAGAAGCUGCAAUCUGCAGAAGAGCAGGUAUCAGAUUUAAGCCACAAUCUGAAAGCCAAGGAGGAAGAAACCUUGAAAAUUGCAGAGAUCUCGAAUGAGAUUCAGCAGGCACAGAACGUGAUACAAGAACUCACAACUGAAUCUAGUCAGCUAAGGGAGAAAUUGGGUCAGAGGGAAGUGGAAUAUUCGGCUCUGUCUGAGAUGCAUGAGCUGCAUGAGAAGAAAACAUUGGCUCAAAUUAUGGAAUUACAGGCUGCUGUGACACGGCUGGAACUGGAGCUGGAAUCUUUGCGAGCUCAGAAAAGAGAUAUGGAAGUGAAGAUUGAGAGCACAGAAGCUGAAGUAAAACAACUGGGAGAGGUGAGUGCAGGACUGCAAGUCCAAAUUUCAGAAGUUGAGUCAAUAUCAAAUGAGAAAGCAGCAGAACUUUCUGCUCUCACGAAAAAACUUGAAGAUUACAAAAAGGGAAGUGGAAUACUCAGCUCUGUCUGA